This is a messenger RNA of Ricinus communis (castor bean), 1476 nucleotides long. Its product is annotated as non-specific lipid transfer protein GPI-anchored 10. The record is from RefSeq and is a predicted model, not a curated record. Bases 353 to 988 code for a protein of 211 amino acids. The transcript is spliced from 3 exons. Lineage: Eukaryota; Viridiplantae; Streptophyta; Magnoliopsida; Malpighiales; Euphorbiaceae.
UUACUAGUGUAUUUCAGGUUCAAAAUCUCUCUAUGGAAUGGGAGAGUUUUACCUUAUUAUGAAGCUCAUUUCAAAUUUUAACCUACAAAAGAUGCACAAAAUAAAAUAAAGGGGUCUGAGGUGUGAAUUUUAUGAUAAGUUAGAAUAUUAUAAGGGAAAAAUAGUUAUCCUAUUAGAAAAGCUAGCAAGGUAGGUACAGUGAGUGAGAGAGAGAGUGUGUGAACAAGAAGUGCAUGCAGAACAACACACAGCAUGUAUGCAACAACUCAUGCUCAAAAUGCACUUCCAUCAUAUUUAAUCAGCUUUGCUUAAACCUAAUUUCCAUGUCCAACAGCUAAAAUAAGAACAAACUAUGGCCUCUCUUCAUCCUCCAUCAAGUUCUGUUGCCAUUACUUCCCUAAUUCUGCUGCUUCUCAUUUUCCUUCCAUCCAAAACUCUUACACAAGAUGCCCCCAUCAGCUCAAGCCCAACAAUAGCUGAUUGUACCCCAAGGCUGCUACCAUUGACACCAUGUGCUCCAUUUGUGCAAGGCAUAGCGCAGUCUCCACCACCAGCUUGCUGUAACAACCUCAGGCAACUCUCCUUGCAGCAGCCUGCCUGCGUUUGCCUCUUGCUCAAUGACACCAACUUGAGUUCUUUCCCAAUUAACAGCACCCUAGCUCUGCAGUUGCCGGAUUUUUGUCAUAUCCAGCUUACCAGCUCUCCUUGUUCAGGGCUUUCUAAUCAACCUCAAGUGCCUACUAGUUCACCUGCUUCACAAGUUUCCUUAGGGGCGCACACCAACUCUUCUAAUGGGAUACAUACCAACUCUUCUAAUGGGAAUCACAUCAACUCUUCUGUUGCUGCUUCUCCAGUAAUUCAAGUGGCACCAAGACCUGUUAUUCCAUUAGGGUUUGGUAGGAAUGCCGGUAUCAAGUUGAAGGCAGAGAACCUCUUUGUGCUUCUGGUGACUCUUUCAGCCUUUCUCCUUACAAAAGCAAUUCACUGAUCCAUUUAGGACAAGUUUUCAUGUUUAAUUAUAGUAUAACCUUUUAUCGUGUAUUGUUCUUAUGUUGUCAAGUAGCUAGGAGUUAGGACCAGUAUGAACAAUUUCAGAGAGCAGGUUUUACCACUGUAUUUUUUACUAAAACUUAUAAUUAACCUCCUACUAAUCAAAGAACAAUACUUAACAGUUUCUUGCAGAUAAGUAAUUUCUUUUAUUACUAUACAUAUAUCAGAAUCCUUGACCCAAUAUAGAAAUACUGUUGCUAAAGGUAACUCAAUUACUCAGGCAUAUGAAACAGGUUGGCAACUAAUUGAGCAAAAACACAAUUAAUAUUCAGAGCAAUCAUCACGGUAUGUAUUCAACUUAAAUCUUAUGUAAAUGUUUGCAACCAUUCCAAAUGUCCUUUUCUACUUCAUUUCCAGACAGCUUCUACAAUCAUAAGUGCAUAUAUGAUUAUUCAGAAUGAGAAAUAGAAUCUCUCCCUACUAAAC